UCUCUAUCCAAAUAUUGAACUAAAAUGACUGCAUCUGGAUUUAACCUUACAAACUGUUAGUCUAAACUUGUCCAUUUUGUCAAGCCUUUAUCUUUUAGUGUCACUUAUUCAGAGUUUAUUUGUUAUCUUUUAAACAAAGUUCAAAAUAUUACUAAUAAUUUGCGCUUACAGUUUCAUGUUACUUUUUUUAUACCUUAACAAAGAGGAUAAUCUAUGCUAGUUUGUGAGUCAGCUUCAAUUUUAAUUUAUAAUCAGAUACUUUUAGAUCUGUUAACUCAAUUCUUUCACUAUAUCUUUUUCCAUUAUGUGUAUACACUUGAAGCUGCUAUAUUGGAAUCCUAUCUUAAUACUUCAUUCCACCCUUGAUACAUCUAUUUUUAAUGAAUUUUUUAUAAUAAGUAAGUGUUUACAUCUCCUUAUAAAUCAAAUUGGUCAAUAGCAAGUACAUUAAAAGUACCGACUGAAUAAUCAGUAACCUUCAACAUGUUUACAUUGAUAAAUUAUUUAAUUUUGACAGUGCUUCACCUUUUGCUUAUCUCAGUGAAUAAUUAUGUGUAUUGUGAUUGUAUCUUCAGAUCAACGUGUGAUGAUAUUCAAAACAAGUAUAUGUUAUCUCUCAAAAUUCCAUGUGUAUAUAAUGGUGCUCCUCAACCCAUCAACAAUGAGACUACUUUACGCUCGCUUCAAGAAAUCUGUCCAUAUCUUGAUCCAGUGAAUAAUCCAACUCUAUGUUGUGAUGAGGACCAAAUCAAUAUUUUAAUAGACCAAUUGGCUACGCCAAGAGGGAUGCUAGGUCGUUGUCCAUCAUGUUUCUACAAUUUUGCCAAUUUUUUGUGUCACAUGACAUGUUCACCCAAACAGUCGGAAUUUUUAAGACUUGAUGAGGCCAAACCAUCGGAAAAAUAUCCUGAAAAGCAACAAGUCUCUUGGAUCUCAUACGCAAUUGAGGAGAAAUUUGCUCAAACCUUGUUUAAUUCAUGUGUAAAUGUCUUGGCGCCAGGCGCUAACUUUAAACCAGUCCAUUUAAUGUGCGACCAAUGGGGUGACCAAUGUAAUGCUCAUCGACUUCUUGAAUCUAUUGGAAAGAAUGAUUCUUCGCCAUUCGGGAUCAAUUUUCAUUAUUUUCCUUAUUCAGCUGAAACAUCAAUCUCACCCCUUCAGCUUUCAUCAACUCAAUGUUUCGAGAGUCCCGGAGUUCCUAACAAAACUGCCUGCUCAUGUUCAGAUUGUCCAACUGUUUGUAAACCUUUACCUCGGCCCGAAGCUCAUGAAAGAUUUUGCAUUUUGGGUACAGAUGGUAUGACCAUUGUAAUGUCCUGUGUGUUCAUAAUUACAACGACGGCAGUGAUUAUUUAUUACACUUACUAUCAACGAAAAACAAAUUUUACUAAAGCAGAUGACGCUGGAUCCUAUCCAAUGGCUAAUUUCGAUGAUCCUACUAACUAUGAAACCAUGGUUAACGUGAAAUCAUCAAAAGUGACCAAUAAAGGAAUUGGCUCAAUAUUAGAAAAUUUUCUUGAGCAUAGUUUCAAGCAAUGGGGAUACAUCGUUACAUCUAGACCCACUUUGACCAUAAUUAUUGGAGCUGUUUCGAUUUUAAUAACAGGUCUUGAAGUUGCAAACAUUUCUUCCAAAAUAACUUCAGAUCCAGUUGAAUUGUGGAGUUCCCCCGAAAGUCAUGCUCGUCAAGAGAAACUGUUUUUUGAUACAAAUUUCGGACCAUUUUAUCGAGUUAAUCAAUUGAUUAUCAAGAAAACAACGAAUGAACCUAACUUCGAUUAUUAUGCAAAUGACAAGAAUUAUUCAUUCAACCCAAUAUUUGAUAAGGAAUUUUUAUUGAAGACUCUUGAACUGCAGCAAGAAAUUACAUCGCUCACAGCAAAAUUGGAUGGAGAAACAAUUAAAUUGAAUGACAUAUGUUUCAGUCCUUUAGGCAAUGGCUUAUGUGCAGUUCAAAGUGUUUUCGGCUGGUUCCAGGAAAAUGCCACUCACUUUGAUGAUGAUCCCAACUCAAAUUAUACUUACCUCGAUCACAUUAUUUCUUGUCUUGGUAACCCAUUUGCUCCUGAUGAUAAUUUGAAGCCAUUUCACUAUCCUUGUUUGGGUGAAUAUGGAGGACCAGCUUUACCUAAAGUGGCACUAGGAGGUUUCAAUAUUGCUGAUUCCCAAAAAGAUGCUGCUGAUGCUUAUACUCAGGCUACAUCACUGGUAAUUACAAUUUUGAUCAAUAAUCAUGCCGAUAAGAGUCAAAAUAAAAAAGCAGAAGCGUGGGAACAAGUGUUUCUGGAUUACUUACAUUCAUUCAAUCAUACUAGAUUUCCUGAUUUUGAUAUUGCUUAUUUUUCAGAGAGAUCAGUUCAAGAUGAAAUCAACCGUCAGAGUUUAUACGAUGUAUCAACUAUUAUUGCGAGUUACCUGGUAAUGUUUGCUUAUGUAUCUUUGACUUUGGGUAGAAUCUCUCGAAAAAGUGAUUUUUUUGUCCACUCAAAAAUUAGUUUGGGUCUCAUCGGUAUAACAAUCGUUAUUGCCAGCGUUAUAUCAUCUAUUGGUUUGAUGAUUCUUCUAGGGUUUAAUUUAACCCUUAUCAUUGUAGAGGUUAUUCCCUUUUUGGUUUUGGCUGUUGGAGUAGAUAAUAUUUUUAUUCUUGCUCAACACAUACAGCGUUAUAAUCCUAAACAAAAUGAGUCUUCUCAAGAUCAAGUAGCUAAGGUUCUGGGCAAAUGUGGACCAUCUAUUCUUAUGGCUUUUGCCUGUGAAGUUACAUGUUUCUUUAUUGGAGCUUUAUCAACUAUGCCCGCUAUCAGAAUGUUUGCAUUGAAUGCUGCUUUAGCUCUUCUAAUCGACUUUUUACUACAAAUGAGUGUCUUCAUUGCUGUUUUAUAUCUUGAUUUGGAGAGACAAAAAUCAUCUAGAUUUGAUAUUCUAUGUUGCUUCAAAUCAUCUAAAGCCAUCGAUCCUGAUGUAAUACCUGAUGAUGUUGAAGUUGGAUUACUUCACAAAAUCUGUAAAGAUCAUUAUGCACCAUUCCUCAUGAAAGAUAAAGUUCGUUUAGCUAUAUCCAUUGGUUUUACUCUAUGGGUUUGCUCUUCUAUUGCUGUUGUAAACAAAAUUGAAGUUGGGUUGGACCAAGAACUAUCAAUGCCUCAUGAUUCAUACGUCCUUAAAUAUUUCAAAGCUCAGAAAAAUGAUUUACGCGUCGGACCUCCUGUUUAUUUUGUUGUUGGUGGCAAAUUUGAUUAUUCUGAUAACUUUCACCAAGAAGUUAUAUGUGGAAGCAGUUACUGUAGCGAAAAUUCUCUCUUUAAUCAAAUCAGUCAAGCAUCUCACGAACCCGAGUCUAGUUACAUUGUUGACUCUCCUGCCUCAUGGCUUGAUGAUUACUUCGGUUGGGCUGAUACAUCAUCUUGUUGCCGACUUUUCAAAAAUGAUACAAAUAUCUUCUGUCCGUCUACAUUAACAGAUAUUAACCGAAACAAUGAAUGCAAGAAAUGUCAGCUUGAAGGCGAUGAUGAAAUGAUAAAUUCUGCUCAAUUUUACAAGUUUCUACCUGAUUAUCUAUCAGAUAUACCAACUACCUCUUGCCCUAAAGCUGGCCGUGCUGCUUAUGGAUCUUCUGUAAAAUUAGAUGAAAAUAAUAAUGUAUUGGCUAGUCACUAUAGUUCGUAUCAUUCACCUCUAGUCAAAUCAAGUGAUUUUAUCGAAGCAAUGAAAAGUGCUCGUUUCUUAGCAUCAAACAUUGAACGAGCAGUAUCAACCGCUUUAAGGCCAGGCGAAGAAGUUAAAGUAUUUCCAUAUUCUCUUGUCUACGUUUAUUACGAGCAAUACCUUACUAUCUAUGGUGACUCCAUCCGAAGUCUUGCCUUAUCCAUUACAGCUAUUUUCUUGGUAUCCUUUGUUUUGUACGGAUUUGAUAUCAAAGCAUCACUGAUUGUCGUUUUCACCAUUAUAUGUAUCGUAAUCAAUCUUAUGGGAAUGAUGUAUUGGUGGGACAUUUCACUGAAUGCCUUGUCUUUGGUUAACCUCGUUAUGGCUGCUGGUAUUUCAGUUGAAUUUUGUUCACAUAUAACUCAUGCUUACCUAUUGAGUAAUGGCGCAAGCCGUGUUAAGCGAUCACAAGAAGCCUUGGCUACAAUGGGUUCAUCUGUUUUAUCUGGAAUCACAUUGACUAAAUUUGCCGGUAUUCUGGUGUUAGCUUGGUCAACAUCACAAAUUUUCGUUGUAUUUUAUUUCCGAAUGUAUUUCGGUAUCGUUAUUAUUGGAGCACUUCAUGGUCUUAUUUUAUUACCAGUACUGUUGAGUGUAUUUGGAGGUAAACCAAAGCUGAGCAGUUCAUAUGCAAAUGAAAUGUAAUCAUGAUUUUUUGUUAUUGAAUAAAGAAUAUUUUUAUUACU
Molecule: messenger RNA, 4391 nt
Organism: Tetranychus urticae (two-spotted spider mite)
Lineage: Eukaryota; Metazoa; Arthropoda; Arachnida; Trombidiformes; Tetranychidae
Product: NPC intracellular cholesterol transporter 1
Biological process (GO): cholesterol homeostasis; sterol transport; intestinal cholesterol absorption
Cellular component (GO): plasma membrane
Molecular function (GO): cholesterol binding; lipid carrier activity
Source: RefSeq, a predicted model, not a curated record